GAACCAUAACUAGUGUUGUAGAUUGUAGCUGUUUACACGUAUGAGAAAAUGUGCUUAAAUUCUGUCUUUUAGUCUUCUCUUUACAUUCUACUAUGGAAGAUAUGGAUUUUAGUUCACUUGAGGUGAAGACGGCACAUGUUUCUUGUUUGUAUCCAGAGAUUUUAGCACUUAUAUUUAGCUACCUCGACGUUAAGGACAAGGGCCGUGCGGCACAGGUUUGUAAAGCGUGGCGGGAAGCCGCCUAUCAUAAGUCCGUGUGGCGAGGCGUAGAAGCCCGGCUACACUUGAGGCGCGCCAACCCGUCUUUGUUUCCGAGUUUACUGCGUCGAGGCAUCCGUCGUGUACAAGUGCUUAGUUUACGCAAAAGUCUACGGGACGUUGUGCAAAGGCUACCAAAUAUAGAAUCUCUUAAUCUGAGCGGCUGUUAUAAUCUGACAGACUCUUGGUUAAACCACGCCAUGGUCCUCGAAGUGCCGUCACUCACAAUCCUUAACCUUAGCAUGUGUAAACAAAUUACAGACUCCAGUCUUAAUCGUAUAGCCCAAUGUGUUAGUUAUUUAGAAGUUCUCUAUCUCGGUGGUUGCAGCAACAUCACAAACGAAGGUCUACGUUUUAUCGCCUCAAAACUGAAAAAACUUCGAGUGUUAAAUCUGAGGAGUUGUCGUCACAUCUCUGAUAAAGGAAUUGCAGAUUUGGCUGGUCUGUCCCUAGAGAGUGGAAGUGGAGCUGUGGGUUUGGAAAACUUAGGCCUUCAGGACUGCCAGAAAAUAACUGACGAAGCCUUACGGCAUCUCAGCCACGGUGUGUUGCAUCUUAAGAGUAUCAAUCUUAGCUUCUGUGCUGGAGUUACAGAUUCGGGGCUGAAACAUUUAGCGCGGCUGUCGACUGUACGUGAACUCAACCUUCGCAGCUGCGACAACAUUUCUGAUAUUGGAAUGGCAUAUUUGGCCGAAGGUGGGUCAAGAGUGACCAUUCUGGACGUUAGUUUUUGUGAUAAGGUAAGUGACCAGGGUCUUCUGCAUAUAUCUCAAGGUUUGUUUAACCUGCGCAGCCUCAGUUUGAACGCUUGUCCAAUUAGUGAUGAAGGGCUAAGCCGUGUGGCACGUACUCUGUCUGAUCUGCAUACCUUAAAUAUUGGUCAGUGUUGUAGGGUUACGGAUAAGGGACUUAGCCUUAUAGCGGAUCAUCUUCAUCACUUACAGUGUAUAGACCUGUACGGAUGUACGAAGAUCACAACAGUAGGUCUUGAGAAAAUUAUGCAGAUACCAAAUCUUGCAGUUUUAAAUCUUGGCUUAUGGCAGCGAGAACAUAAUGGUGGUCUUCCGAAACCAAAGGAAAUUGGUAGUGGACUUCAUAGUUUAAUAGGAACUGUAAAAUAUAAGUAAGAGUGCCAUUUAUAUAUGUGUGUGCAUGUCGUCAUGGCCUAGAUCAUCCAGGUAUACACUCUGUUUGUCAACCGUCCACUUGGUUAACUUCACCAUCACAAGAUGUUUAUGUUCUGUGUAAUGGGAUGUGUUAGGAGUUAGUACUGAACGGUAUUCUACUUGUUUAUACAUUAUGAUAUAAAAAAAAGGAAAACGUUGAGAUUAAUAGAGGAUCUCUGAACCGUACAACUAGGCUAAACAGAACCGAAACGAAACACUUAAAAGCUAUAUGUUUUUCAAGUUGUGAUAUUAGGGGCAGCAACUGCAAGGUGCAGAUUUAUUAAUAUGUAAUUAGAUGAAUCGGUUUUGUUAUCUUACUGAGAUGUGUUUUAUUCCAUAUUCGUGCACCUUUUAUGUAAUCAUAGGAGUGUAGAUAUGAAACAAGAGCUGUAGAGUUUAGCGUAAGCAUUCAGAAAUGAGUCUGAAUGCUGUACAGUUCAACAACCACUUAGGCUACUUGUUAUGAAUCAAAGGUGCUCAAAAGUAUUGUUUUUGAAUUUAAUUAUGUAACAAAAGGAAUAAAAUAUCACCUGAUGUCGAAACAA
Molecule: messenger RNA, 1969 nt
Organism: Limulus polyphemus (Atlantic horseshoe crab)
Lineage: Eukaryota; Metazoa; Arthropoda; Merostomata; Xiphosura; Limulidae
Product: F-box/LRR-repeat protein 14-like
Exons: 1
Coding region: 93-1385 (430 amino acids)
Biological process (GO): SCF-dependent proteasomal ubiquitin-dependent protein catabolic process
Cellular component (GO): SCF ubiquitin ligase complex
Molecular function (GO): protein binding
Source: RefSeq, a predicted model, not a curated record